This is a messenger RNA of Monopterus albus (swamp eel), 4628 nucleotides long. It is a transcript of the gene lemd3, whose product is annotated as LEM domain containing 3. Gene Ontology annotation, biological process: negative regulation of BMP signaling pathway; nuclear envelope organization. The record is from RefSeq and is a predicted model, not a curated record. Lineage: Eukaryota; Metazoa; Chordata; Actinopteri; Synbranchiformes; Synbranchidae. Gene Ontology annotation, molecular function: chromatin DNA binding.
GUUAAUGUUGAUUUUGAACGCAGCCCAAUCGGUCUGCUGCCGCUUCACCUCUACGUCAUUUCCGUCUCACAACCUUCUCCGAGAGUUUUGUCUAAGAUGGCGUCAAUGCAGUUAACAGAUGAGGAGCUUUUCUCCGAAUUAAAGCGCUUUGGUUUCACUCCAGGCCCUGUUACCGAAAACACACGCCCGGUGUAUUUGAAGAAACUGAAGAAGCUUCGCGAGGAGCAACAGCAGCGGGGCUCCAGACUGGGUAAAACCCGUAGCAGCGGGGCCAUCAACACUACCACUGGCGGCGGCAACAAGUCCCGCCCAGCCAGUCAUGACGUCACGCACCUGAGCUCUAGCAGGAGACCGGACCGGAAGUCUUCUGUCCUCGGCUUCAGCUCCGACGAGUCGGACGUCGAAAUUCCACUGAAACGAAAGGGCCUCAGCCACAGCGUCAGGGUAGACCGAAGUCCCAGUUCGUCACAGCAACCGAAGACAAGGCCAGUUACAGCAGCGAGUGUGGCUUUCAAGAAUGAGUAUGAUGCUGGGAGUACCCUGAAUAGCAACAAUUCUUCCCCGGGUCCAGAUGGACAGAGAAAUGUUUCGCUCGGCUGGAGAGUUCGUGCCAGAUCCAGCUCUGAGGCGGAAGGGAGGGAAGACGAGGAAUCAGAAGGCGAGGACGAUUAUAUGGGGGAAACGGAGAAGAACUCGCGAUCUUUAAAUGGUUGUGGGGGGUCUAACUUGAACACUAGCAAGCUAGCAGGGGAUUACUCCGACUCUGACGAGGAGGUGCUUGGGGGCUUUGGCGCCCGACACCGAAAGCUGGAUCUGUUGGAACCCAGACGGAGCCACCCAAAAGCGUCGUUCUCUUCCCGCGGAGUUGGCCGAGGUUCUCAGACGGGUGGGGCAGCCAGAGAGGUUAACCCGCCUGGCAGUCUAAACAUGGUGCGACGAUGGAGGGGGGAGGACGAGGAAGACGAGAUAAAGAGAAGGGACACGGGCCCAUCGGGAGGCUUGCGGGGCCACUACUUUCCCAAGAAGCCCAUCUACGUGUCCCUCAACGACAACCAUCGAGGAGAGGCCGGCAAAAACAACCACGUCGACAGCGAGGAUGGAGCUUCCAGAAGCAGCACGUUCAGCAUUGGUUUGAGACCGCGCUUCUCCAACUACAGCAGCCUGUCCCAGACCUACAGGGGCAACCACUCCAAUCACAGCGCUCCCAACCACUCAUACAGCCAGGCCCUGCUGAAGCAUAAGCUCUCUGCACCGGAGGAGGAGCUGCUCCAGCAGUUCAAAAGAGAAGAAGUGGCUUCCUCUGGCAACUUAUUUAGCGCUCACUACCUGUCCUGGUUCUUGCUCAUGGCAGCCUGCCUCUUCUUCCUGCUGCUGGGCCUCAUGUACCUUAGGAUGAGGGGCUCUGGAUCAUCUGAGGUGGAUGGAGUCAUUAAGAGCCAUCCUUUUGGCAAUGAGUUUGAUGCUACAUAUGACAAGGCGGAGAAGGACCUGAUUCUAAAGCUACUGCUCAGCCUACAUGACCACCUGGCCCACAUCGCUGGCCAGCAUGACUGUGGAGACCAGAAGCAUCCCAACAGGAGUCUGUCCAUAGACGAGGCCUCUGCAUAUUUACUGACUCAGAAUUGGGAGUUUGAAAAUCUGACUCAUACUUCUCUGGAGUGGAUCAUCAGGACAGGCCGGGAUGUUGGGAUAAGGCUGAUUGGGCAGGGAGCUGACGAACCAGUGACCGACGUGUCCGAGAUCUCGCGGCUGGAGUCCACACAUCCAAAGAUGCCCUUUGCUUGUCGCUUCCGCCGAGCGUUCUUCACCGUCAUCAGCAGAGUCUUCCUCAUUGCAGCUGUGGUAGGCUGUCUGUGGGGUGUGGUCUGCUACAUGAAGUAUCGCUGGAGGAGACAGGAGGAGGAGACCAGGCAGAUGUAUGACAUGGUGGAGAGGAUCAUCGAUGUGUUGAGGAGCCACAAUGAGGCUUGCCAAGAGAACCAGGACCUGCAGCCCUAUCUGCCCAUCCCCCAUGUCAGAGACUCCCUGGUUCAGCCUCAGGACCGGAAGAAAAUGAAGAAGAUUUGGGAUCAGGCUAUGCGCUUCCUCUCAGCUAACGAGUCCAGAAUCCGAACAGAGACCCAGAGGAUUGGUGGAGCAGACUUCCUGGUCUGGAGGUGGAUCCAGCCUUCUCUCAGUUGUGACAAGUCCUCCUUGAUGCCCUCCAAAGUCUGGCAGGGGAAAGCUUUCCCUCUGGACCGGAGGAAUUCACCUCCCAACAGCCUGACUCCAUGUCUGAAGAUCAGAAACAUGUUUGACCCAGUCAUGGAGGUUGGGGAGAACUGGGAUUUAGCCAUUCAUGAGGCUAUCCUGGAGAAGUGCAGUGACAAUGAUGGCAUCGUGCACAUCGCCGUUGACAAGAACUCACGAGAGGGCUGUGUCUAUGUGAAGUGUCUCUCUGCAGAGCACUCAGGGAAGGCCUUCAAGGCACUUCAUGGUUCCUGGUUUGAUGGUAAGCUGGUGACGGUGAAGUACCUGCGUUUGGACCGAUACCACCAGCGCUUCCCGCAGGCGCAGGGCUGCAGCACACCCCUGAAGGCCUCCAGCCUCCACCUGAACACCAUGAGCAUGAUGAACACUACACCCUGUCUGCAGCACCACAGCUCAGCCAACUCUUCAGGCUUCUCAUGAGAUGACCGUGAGCCUGAGCGCCUCCUCCUGCGUGUCCUCCCAGCAUCACAGCACCAGUCUGCUGCUGCUCCUUCACUGCUUUAUAAAGGGGGAGACUUCUGUUUGUGUUGUGGGAGAUUUUAUUUUUUGUUGUUGUUUUCAACACAGGAUCUUUGCAAGAGAAACUGUUCAGCAGUAGAGUGUUUUUUUUUCUAUAAUCUUUGUAUUAGAAAUGACAUGGAGUUAACAAGGAAGUUUUUUGGGGAUAUUUAAGAUGCGCGCAAAGACUCUGACCCUCCCUCCUCUUCCACAGUCCAACUGGUGCCAUGACCAAGUUCAUCUGGGCACUGAUGUGGCUGCAUGGUUUGGAGUAUACCCCUGUGUAAGCUUUCAAAACAACCGGUGUGGGUGUUGAUUUCCUUAAAAUGUUCAAUGUACUUAUUCUUUUUUUGUCAAGUGAGGAGGGCAUGAACAGACUUGUAGAGGGUGUGCUGUAAAUACAUGUGAAAGGUGGCACAAGCUUUACCACAUCCUCUGUAUUAAAAGCAAAUUAUAAGCUCACAUUUUUCUUGCUGCUCACUUAGCCACAGCAGAGUACAUCCGUAUCCAGAGGUUGCAGUAGCACAGAUAUACACAGAACAGUGAGGAGGUUGACUCAACCACUGUGUUUGUUGUUUCCUCAGUGUAUUUUGUGUAUGGCCUUGAAACUCUGUCCUUGUUUUUGUUAUUGUAUCCUGCAAUGCUCCCAAACUUUUGAGCAAUAUAACAGAAUCAGGGAGUGUACACCUGAAGCUUUAUUCUGCAGAUUUAAUCCAAUAUAUUCACAAAUUACUGUUAUCACUUAUAUUUAUUUACCUCUUUCAAGCGAGGUAAUUUUUCCUGUUGGUGCGUCCCCUCAUUGAAUUGGAUUUCUCUUGUGAACAGAUGCUGUGUAUUGUCAUCUCUCUUUGUACAUGACCAACAGACCACAAGAGCACACUGAUAUCAGGAUGUGUCAUGUCCAGUCUGUGCUCCUCUUACCUUGGUGAUCCAGUUGAUGGAACCUGUGUCACUACCGCUCUUUGAUUACAGUACAUCACCCUCUUGUAAUGAUGCUGUCACUGUUUUGUCCUUACUAAGGAGGCAGUGUGAGGAUGUCAACAGUGUGUAAUACUCCAUUCCAAAUAUUCCUUUCUGUAAGGAGACUGAAUACUGGGGUUCCUGAUUGCUUCUGUUUUACAGCAUCUGUGUAUUCAGAGAAUGCUAAAAAAUGCAGGAGUUGCUAUACAUAUUUUUAUUGCAGUGAAUUGACAGUAGGAUUUCGUAUUUGCAGUGUGAAUUUACAAAUGAUGCACAUUUCAAAUGAUCAAGACAACCCAACAGUGCCUUACAUUUGUGCUUUUUUUAAGACCAGCACUGCAUUACUGGAGAAUGUACUGGAUUUAAGAAAGAGAAAGGGAGAGUUAGGCCUGCCAUAGAUGUAGUUUGCUAGUUUCCUUUGAUUUGAAACCAAAUGCUUCUCUUUAUUUAUUUUUUAAACAGCCAUGGUGAUGUACUAUUUUAAUGUCAUACGACCUGUUACAUGUCAUACCUUUUUUUUUCUUAAAGGAUUGACCUUACAUCCACUUCCAAACAGUUGUCAGGAUGUGUAAAACAACAAAAUAAAGUGAACCCUUUCAGAAAUAAGACAGUUGUUAGUGCAUCACUAUAAUCUAUUUUUGUAUGUUUCCAGCAGAAUGGUGCACCUGCAGCAUCUCAAUGAGGCUAAAUGUAAAUACAACCUCAUGGAUGCAUUCUUUUCCUCUGUAUUUUAUGCAAACAUUGUACAUUGAUAUAACUAAUGUGCCAUUAUAUGCAGCUUUAUUUUCGGUGUGUUAUUUGUUUGGAUUUACCAUUAUCUCUAACCUGCAAGCCAGAGGUGGGAGGUAUACAGUGCAAGACAUUUUAAAAGAUUUGUUUUAAUGUAAUUUCUCAAUUGUACAAAUGGCUCAAAUUAAAGA